GUAUCCGAAGUAAUAAUCUGUCGCAUCGGUCAAUGACUAUCUGCUACUGGCUGAUGCAGGGAGCAGAGCAUACUCUGCUCUCGCAACGUACCGAUUGACGUACAUGGCACUCACAGCAAUGCAGCAUCGUGCAGUGGUCGAUCGACAUGGUGAAUUGGCGAUCGGGUUGGCUCGGCUCGGCCGUGAAGCAAGCAAGCGUACGUGAGCACGACAAGUGACAGCCAACCACCGAACACGAUCCGCUAUAUAAGACGCUGCAUAGUGCGCACACCUUCAAGCUCGUACAUGUACGCACCGCGACACUGCGAGUCCUGCAAGAAGCCAAGCCAAGCACACGAGCGCAGCAGCAGCAGCAGCAGCAGCUAAGCUAGCUAGCUUGGAGAGAUCAUCGGAGAUGCCUCCCAACGCGGCGGAGGUGGCGCGGCCGAAGAGCCCGCUCCGGGGCAUCCUGCCGCAGAGCCCACUCCGGAUCAAGCAGGACGGCAAGUUCUACGAGCGGCUCCUCGCCAAGGAGAGGUCGGCGGCGAGCCGCUCCUUCCGCCACUACUGGGCCGCCGAGCCCGGCUCGGUGCCGUUCGUCUGGGAGUCGCAGCCUGGCACGCCCAAGGUCGACGUGUCCCGGAUGGUCGCCGGCGCAGUCCCGGCCAUCACCCCGCCGCCGUCGUACCUGCUCCGGCACGGCGGCAAGGCUGGCGCGGCGGCGCCGGCGGCGCCACGCCGUCGUCCGCAGGGGAAGGGCAAGGCGAAGACAGGCGGCAAGACGCGGUACAGGUUCAAGCGGAUCAAGAUCGGCUUCCUCGCCGGCAUCUUCCGGAGGAUCGCCCUCGGCCACGUGUGGCGGCGGUCGGCGGCGUCGGUCCAGGUCUCGUCGUUGUCAAGCCGGUGGCUCUUCUCCUCGGCGGCCACGGCGCCGGAGAAGGCCGAACACCUCGACCACGACACGCCCGCGCCACCGCCACCGCCAAGGCCGAACACCGAGCUGUCCACCCGGGCGCGCGCGCGUCCGAGCCUUUGGAUGCUGCGAUUUCGCGGAUUCCGAAGCUGGAGCCGCGACGACGGUUGGGCGUAGGUCGCUCUCGACUUCUCGAGUGUAUACGUGCGUCAUCAUGGGGGAUUAGAACGUGACAAAUGAAAUGUUUAUGGUUGCGAGAGAUGUUAACGGUUGUUUGUAUGCAUGCUGUUGUUGCCUAGCGUUUCAUGGAAAUCAUCAUUAAUUACGCGUUGAUUAUGUUUACGGAUGAAACCCGACGUGUUCGGAACAGUUGAUCAUCUUUUGUCACUAGUUUAACAGGGUGAUUAAAAGGAUCAUACACAAUAAUCUGAUUAGUACGCUUGGUAUUUUCUGUGAUAAAUUAAUUUUAUUUUCCCAUAUGGUCUCAGAUAUGUUUGGAGAUGUAGCAAAGGAAAUGUUUGAUGUGUUCGCUUCGGUUUAUCGGA
Oryza sativa Japonica Group (Japanese rice) is the source of this 1437-nucleotide messenger RNA. RefSeq lists its product as uncharacterized. The record is from RefSeq and is a predicted model, not a curated record. NCBI's taxonomy places the organism in Eukaryota, Viridiplantae, Streptophyta, Magnoliopsida, Poales, Poaceae.